AUGGAAGAUUUCUUCUUCUCUCCACAGCAACCGUCUUCCCUCGAGCAGCCCUCCAUCAUCACAGCAGCCCUCAAAAAUACCUCUAUCACUUCACUCAGUGCCGGUUAUUUCGCCCUCGUACCUCGCCGGAAUUCUCACCGGAUAUCAAUUCUCUGCGCCACUAACAGGAGGAAGCAAUUUGGGAUCAAAAAAUUCGACAAAUUGGUGCUCGAAUCAGCCUGUGUCAUGGCAUCAAAGCUAGGGUUUUUACCCGAGCCAUUAGGGUUGUUGCUGAGGCAAUGCGUUGGCGGCGACGGCCGGCGGUGGCCAUGGAGGUGGGAAUGGAUUCUGGAACGGGUUCGGGCGGGGCUGGUCCGAUGGGUGGAGAAGGAAGGGGAAGGGGAAAUUGGGGAUGGUGGGCAUCUUGGUAAUUUGUGGGUUGGUUGGCUCGUGGUUUGUUCUGGGUAA
Striga asiatica is the source of this 447-nucleotide messenger RNA. Lineage: Eukaryota; Viridiplantae; Streptophyta; Magnoliopsida; Lamiales; Orobanchaceae. The record is from the annotation of a GenBank genome assembly.